CUCCCAAUCACUCACUUCCUCACUCACUCACUCACUCCAUUCAUCUCUCUUGUCUCUCUCUCUAUCUCUUCUCCGUCUGGGUUUCUCCAGUCGUGAUUUAUUCUUCCUUCUGGAUUGCCGUCGCUGCUCUUUCGUCUCUUGUUCCUCUUUCCAUCCUUGCCUCUACUCGUCGCCUGCCACUCUAGACUUCGUCAUUUCUAUCAUUUCCCCCGUGUUUUCGAGCAUACACCGCUUUCCAUCAUGGCGACCUUCUUCCAGAGUGUUCGCCAAGGCUUUGGCAGAGGAGGCAAUAACAAAAACAACAACAACAACGCCCCGAAGAUGAACAAUGGAAGUCCUGCUCCGUCCCCGACGCCUCAGGGCCCUCCCGCCGGCCAUGUGCCCAACUCCCCGUCUCUCACUUCGAGCUUCUCGGUCGACACCUCUUCCGCCUACGACCCCGAUGCUCCCAAGUACUUUUUCCAGGAGAAAUAUGCGCCCUUGAAUGUGAAGGGCAACUUCUUGACGUUGUGUGCCUGCCCCAAGAACGUGGAGUUGGGCGAAUGGCUGGCUCAUCAGAUUGUUGAACAAUAUCGCCUGCUUCACGGUAUGCUCCAGGUCAUUCAGGAGGUCAACAGCCUCACGGGACUCCCGAUCUGCAAUGAGAACACUUGCCCCACCAUGUCCGCUGGUCGAUUGACAUACACAUGGCUUGUCGAUGGCCGUGCAGCUAAGAUCUCGGCUCCCAAGUUCAUCAACCGCGUGGAGAAAUGGAUCGUCAGCAAGAUCCAUGACCCCGUCAUGUUCCCCACGGAGAAAUUCGCGGGCAUGCCGGAGACAUUUGCGAUCAACGAAGUUGGAGGCGCUAGCGCUACUGCUGGAGAGGAAUGGAUCGGCAAGUCCAGCGGCUUCCCGCAGACGUUUUACAAGGAUUGCCAGGGCAUUAUGAAGCAGAUGUUCCGCUGCUAUGCUCAUCUCUACCAUGCACACUGGUUGAACCCUUUCUGGCACAUCAACAAGCACGACAUCCUGAACAUGUGCUUCGUCCACUUCGUCACCGUGGCGAAAUACUACAAGCUGGUAUCCGACAAGGAAAUGGAGCCUAUGCAGCCAUUGAUCGACCUGUUCAUCAAGCAGCAAAGGAUCCCGCCGGAGGCCCUUUCCGGGGGUCACUGGGGCCAACAACAGCAGGCCUCUAGCUGAGCUAGAGGAGGCCCCUCCCCUCUCACUUAUUUUGACUAGCCUCGCAAUUUGUCCGUCUUCUGACCUGGCGUUAGAAUUCGCUACUUCCCACUGUAGCACGGCCAUGGGAUUGUCUUUGGCUGGCCGCUCCAUAUCCCGGUGUCUUGCGCAUUGUUUUGCCAGCCAGGACGCGUAGAUGAUACCACAUACGCACACAACAUACACAACACAGUUGGCGUUGAGCAUUUAGCAUGCGGUGUGAAUGUUUAUUCCCACUAUUACCUUUGCAUAUUGUCUUUCCUGUCUUGUCGCAUCGUCUGGCCACGCAGUUGUUAUCAUCUUAGCUUAGAUCAACAGAAGUGCAUCACGAUUCGGAUGGGUUUAUCUGAUGGAAAUACCUUAGCGUGACGUGGGGAAUUAGUUUCGAGCCACGGAGAAUGAGAAUCAUCCAG
This is a messenger RNA of Aspergillus brunneoviolaceus CBS 621.78, 1613 nucleotides long. Its product is annotated as Mob1/phocein family protein. Gene Ontology annotation, biological process: positive regulation of protein phosphorylation; signal transduction; cell division. Gene Ontology annotation, cellular component: nucleus; cytoplasm. The coding region runs from base 241 to 1182 and encodes 313 amino acids. The record is from RefSeq and is a predicted model, not a curated record. Gene Ontology annotation, molecular function: protein kinase activator activity. The transcript has 4 exons. NCBI's taxonomy places the organism in Eukaryota, Fungi, Ascomycota, Eurotiomycetes, Eurotiales, Aspergillaceae.